CUCAGAUUCUUUAGGAUACUCCCACUAUAUAAGUUUACAUUAUUUAAAAUGUGUUCCUUAUUUCGUGCUAUAAAGUUGAUUCUAUAAAAAAAAGGUGCUACAUCCAACGCAUAAUGUCAUAGCUUUACGUACCUUAAAGCUGUAUAUAUAGAGGACCCUUAUUGACAAUUAUCUACAUCAAACUGAUCAACCACAUAAGCUCAAAGUCAUUUUUCAUCUUCACCCAAAGAUAUUACAGUCUCCUUGAUUGUCUCUAAUUUUCCAAUCUUUCAUUUCUGAUUUUGCAUUGUAAUCGAACAUACCCACUAAUAUCCUUUGCAAGCCGCUUUUCAAACAACCUAUUACAUUAUAACACCAAUGGAGAAGAUACAAAAGAUGAUCUCCGAGAAGUCGGUAGUAAUAUUUAGCAAUAACUCUUGUUGCAUGUCACACACAAUCAAGACUCUCUUCUUAGACCUUGGCGUGAACCCGACAAUCUAUGAGCUAGACGAGAUCAACAGAGGAAAAGAGAUAGAGUAUGCAUUGGCUCAGCUUGGCUGCAGCCCGACUGUGCCAGUGGUGUUCAUAGGAGGGCAGCUUGUUGGUGGAGCCAAUCAAGUCAUGAGUCUCCAUCUCAACCGUUCUCUCAUUCCAAUGCUUAAACGCUUUGGGGCUUUAUGGCUUUGAUAAAAUAUAAAAGAAUAGUUACUUAUUGAUCGUAGCUUGGUAAUAAUGAUGUCAUGAAACCAAUCAAGGAUGACAAAAAAAAAAAAAAUGUAUGCAUGUAAGUUUUGAAAGGAUAGAUUGUGAGGAUACCUAUUUUGUAACGUGUGGGUAUAUUUUAUAGUAAACAACCUAGUGUUGUAUUUCUACUUGUCCAUGCUUUUGGUUUUUAAUAUAUAUAUACAUGCUAUUAAGAAAUGGUACACAUAUUGUAGAGAAAAAGAAAGACUUUAAUUUG
Messenger RNA from Arabidopsis thaliana (thale cress), 940 nucleotides. RefSeq names its product Thioredoxin superfamily protein. Gene Ontology annotation, cellular component: nucleus; cytoplasm. The transcript has a single exon. NCBI's taxonomy places the organism in Eukaryota, Viridiplantae, Streptophyta, Magnoliopsida, Brassicales, Brassicaceae. The coding region runs from base 358 to 666 and encodes 102 amino acids. The record is from RefSeq and is marked reviewed.